Messenger RNA from Fomitopsis serialis, 965 nucleotides. RefSeq lists its product as uncharacterized. The coding region runs from base 407 to 880 and encodes 157 amino acids. The transcript has 7 exons. Lineage: Eukaryota; Fungi; Basidiomycota; Agaricomycetes; Polyporales; Fomitopsidaceae. The record is from RefSeq and is a predicted model, not a curated record.
UGGGCACGACGGAGCGGGCCGAGCUCGCGACGGAGGAGUUCAUCCCCUUCGCGCAUGUGCUGGAGGGCUUCGUCAUCCUGCAGAAAAACCCGGGGUACGAGAAGGAGGACCAGAUGGAGCUUCGCAUGGGCCCUCAGUAGUGUUCGGUCGUUCAGCAGCGUAAUAGGUCCACUCCCAAUACUGCUGCUGUUUUGAUACUCGAGGUUGGGAUUCGUGGAUGCUUGAAGCUUCGGCCUUUGCCGUGGUGCCAAAGUGGGCCGCUCAAGAUCCUCCCGUGGUGAAACUGCCCAUUGCACGAGCACAAUAUGGUGCCAUUCGACUUCGACUUGCACGACGCUGUUCUUGCUUCUACACUUCCACUUGGCUAGCUUGAGCCUGUAGUUACUGAUAACCUUCAGCAUCCACGAUGGCUACAGUCUCGACAGCAAGUGCGUCUCAACCUAACGGAGUUGUUCUGCCUCAGGGAGACAAAUAUCGGGGAGCGGUUGUGGAGGACCUCCAACUCCCGCCCGCCUUUGCGCUGCCGUCCGAUGAAGCCAUCUCACGAGCGAUCGAGUCGGCUUAUGAGCGAGACUUCUCGUACAUCCCGGUACUCGACCGACACCGCAAACCUCUUGGCUACCUCGACGUUGCCGCCUUGAAGGAGAAGUGGGAAGCCGGGCAGGCUGCCCCUGACGACAGGGUGAUCACACACUUGACCAAAUUCAAUCGGUCGUCGUCGCAUCCCUAUACAAUCAUUACGCCGUCAACGCCGCUGCCAGAAUUGGAGGAGUUCCUGCGGCACAAUGUCUUUGCGAUCGUGACAGACUACAGUCGCAAGUUCGUGCUUGGGGUCGCAACAAAACAGGAUCUCGACAACUUCGUGUCUCGUCGCGGUUGAUUGAGCCGUUCUUUCGGAUAGUGUGUUUCUUGUGCUCUACAGACUUCGCCACCUUUCUUGCGCUGUUCAACGAAUUCAACGAGUA